Yamadazyma jaroonii is the source of this 654-nucleotide messenger RNA. Lineage: Eukaryota; Fungi; Ascomycota; Pichiomycetes; Serinales; Debaryomycetaceae. The record is from the annotation of a GenBank genome assembly.
AUGGACACCACUGAUUUUUAUACUCCAGUGAAGGAACUCCCCAAUAAACCUAUCGUUCCCCCUAUAUCAUUCAAACCAUCCAUAUCCACAAAUGAAUCUUCUUUACACAAACUAAACAAUAAUCCACAAACAGCCAAACCCAUCGACCCAAGCUUAUUCACAAACUCCGCCAACAGUACCAUUUAUUAUCGACCUCCGUCUACAUCCAUUGAUCCAAACUUUGGCUUAAAAGACCAAGUGGAAUCGAAACCAAUAUUACGAUUAAAACAGCCUAGAGCAGAAGAUGUCGACCCAGUUAGUGGGAACUGGACCAAUCCUGUGUUGGAGACAGCAUUAAAACGUCAGAUCAAUAAAGAGGCCGUGGUUAAAGGCAUAAUGUCAGCGGUUUUGUUCCUUUUAGUGAUAGAGCUAGGCAAGAGGGUGAUGAAAAUGGCAGUAAAUUUCGAUGCCACAUCCCCUGCCAGUAUAAUUGAAGGGAUAUUGGUGGUGAAGAUAGUUUAUGGUGGCAUUAAAUUGGCACGGGGCCAAGACCAGUGCUUGGACUUACCGUUAAGUAACAAGCAGAGAUCCAUGCUUGGACUCAGGAUGAUAGAGGGUAAUGAUGUUAAGAUAAGUCACGAAAAGUUUGCUAGGAAUGUAAAUAUAGAGCGAUGA